GCUCCUCCCGGGCUCCGGCGCGCGGCGCGGGGCCAAACUGGGCCGAGGAGGCAGCUCCGGACAUGUCGGACCCCCGCGCCGGCUUCUACCGGCAGGAGCUGAACAAGACGGUGUGGGAGGUGCCGCAGCGGCUGCAGGGGCUACGCCCGGUGGGCUCCGGCGCCUACGGCUCGGUCUGCUCGGCCUACGACGCGCGGCUGCGCCAGAAGGUGGCGGUGAAGAAGCUGUCACGCCCCUUCCAGUCGCUGAUCCACGCGCGGAGGACGUACCGCGAGCUGCGGCUGCUCAAGCACCUGAAGCACGAGAAUGUAAUCGGGCUUCUGGACGUCUUCACUCCGGCCACGUCCAUUGACGACUUCAGCGAAGUGUACCUGGUGACCACCCUGAUGGGCGCAGACCUGAACAACAUCGUCAAAUGCCAGGCGCUGAGCGACGAGCACGUCCAGUUCCUGGUUUACCAGCUGCUGCGCGGGCUGAAGUACAUCCACUCGGCCGGCAUCAUCCACCGGGACCUGAAGCCCAGUAAUGUGGCAGUGAAUGAGGACUGUGAACUCAGGAUCCUGGACUUUGGGCUGGCACGCCAGGCCGAUGAGGAGAUGACCGGCUAUGUGGCCACGCGCUGGUACCGGGCACCUGAGAUCAUGCUCAACUGGAUGCACUAUAACCAGACAGUGGACAUCUGGUCUGUGGGAUGCAUCAUGGCAGAGCUGCUCCAGGGAAAGGCCCUCUUUCCAGGGAAUGAUUACAUUGACCAGCUGAAGCGAAUCAUGGAGGUGGUGGGCACGCCCAGCCCUGAGGUUCUGGCAAAGAUAUCCUCUGAGCACGCCCGGACAUACAUCCAGUCCCUGCCCCCCAUGCCCCAGAAGGAUCUCCGGAGCAUCUUCCAAGGAGCCAACCCUCUGGCUGUGGAUCUCCUGGGAAGAAUGCUGGUCCUGGAUAGCGACCAGCGGGUCAGUGCAGCCGAAGCCCUGGCCCAUGCCUACUUCAGCCAGUACCAUGACCCUGAUGACGAGCCUGAAGCCGAGCCCUACGACGAAAGUGUGGAGGCAAAGGAACGCACGGUGGAGGAGUGGAAGGAGCUCACCUACCAAGAAGUCCUCAGCUUCCAGCCCCCAGAGCCAGUACAGCCGCCUGACAGCCUGGAAAUUGAGCAGUGAGCUGCUGCUGGCCACGCUCAAGCUCAUGGAAGGGGCUUGAGCCUGCCCCUCCUCAGAACACUGGCUUCCUGUGAGGGGUGCCUCCCAACACCCCUAGGGCCCGGCAACCCUGACUCCUAGCCUGGGACUCCUCAGCCUGCACGCUGUACCUAGAGGGAGGCUGUACACAUAUGUGGGAACAUAGGAAAAUGUGUGCACACAUGCGUGCCAUGUCCCUGGGCCUAUGGUGGUGACCUCCUUCCGGCCAUCUGGGGGCUUCACAGUGGGGGACUUGAAUGCCCAAGAGGCUGCCUGGGGAGUGUGCCUGUCUCUUCCUCUCCUCUGUGUCCCAGAGAGCUGUACCUGGGGAUGGGGUUGGGGCAGGGGCCCCUGACACUUAAAGGGACGGGUCUCAUUGGUCAGAGCUGCUCAGCCAGGAAGUAGAGGCCAAGAGCUGGGGUAUGGCCAGUGCCCCACCAGGCUCGAAGUGUCCUCCCUGGGGGGCAGAAGAGCUGCCUCGUGCCUGCAUGAGGGCCUGUGCAGUGUGGGCACACGUGCGUGAAUGUGUUCCUUGUGAGGGAGCAUGUGCAGGCCUGUGCAAGCAUGCACUGGCAUGUGUGAACCUGCAGGCUCCCAAGGCAUCAGCCAGGACCAGUGGGAGGCCAAAGUGAGGGUGGCUGGACUAUUGCCCACCUCUCCCCUGACAGUUCCUGAUGCCAUGAGGGGCCCCGACACCCUACUGUGCCCCAUGUAAGGGGCUCAGACAGCUGAGGGACACCCAUUGUGCUUUCCCUGCCCAAGGGCAGCUAUGGCAGGUUUCUGAGGCAAGAGAGCACAAUGCCAGCUGGGGACCAGGGGUGGGGAAGAGGCAAGUGUCCAGCCUCAAGGCCUGACACAACGGGCGGUGCACACAUGGGUGUGAACUUGGAUACAGAUGCUCUGGUCCCUGAACCUUGGCCCCAUUCUGCCCCCUCUCCUGCAUGGCCCUGCAGCCCAGGGCUGAGAUUUUGGGCUCUGGGGCCACCCCCAUCCCUUCCUCCUCCCAGCAUGGAGCUGACCCCAAGAGCCUCUGGGAAAAGGACCCUGCUUGGAGGCUGUGGAUGGUGUGAUUCCUCCCUGGUGGGGCCUCUGCAUCCAGGGGACUGGUGGUGACUUCCUACCUCACGGGCCCUGGAGAGGUCUGGAUGUGAAGUGCCUGCUCACAGGGUGCUCAAUAAAGGGGCUCCCUCUUGCUCCGCUGGUGUUUGAGGCUCUAG
Molecule: messenger RNA, 2392 nt
Organism: Loxodonta africana (African savanna elephant)
Lineage: Eukaryota; Metazoa; Chordata; Mammalia; Proboscidea; Elephantidae
Gene: MAPK11
Product: mitogen-activated protein kinase 11
Exons: 12
Coding region: 63-1157 (364 amino acids)
Biological process (GO): protein phosphorylation; intracellular signal transduction
Cellular component (GO): nucleus; cytoplasm
Molecular function (GO): MAP kinase activity; ATP binding
Source: RefSeq, a predicted model, not a curated record